Uranotaenia lowii is the source of this 1583-nucleotide messenger RNA. RefSeq lists its product as uncharacterized. The coding region runs from base 1 to 1530 and encodes 509 amino acids. The record is from RefSeq and is a predicted model, not a curated record. The transcript has a single exon. Lineage: Eukaryota; Metazoa; Arthropoda; Insecta; Diptera; Culicidae.
AUGUUAAAGUUAAAGAAAAAACUGAAAAGUAAAUUCAAAUCUUCGAAAAUUGAGUGCCUUCCAAGUGAUGAUUUUAGUGUGCUAUCUUUUGAAUUAGAUGGGAUGGGGAAUUCACCGGCACCUCCACCAACAGCAUCGGAGCCAUCAUCAUCGUCCUCGCUGUCCCUGUCACCUGUGAUGCCCAGCAGCCCGAGGCGUUUGAUUUCUAGAAAUGUUCAACCAUCGGAACGACAUCCGACAGGGCCUAGUCCUGGGUGUCAGAGUGGUCAAAAUUCUACAUCUAUGAGCUACAGCUGUUGCUACAAUUAUAAUUUUAACAUCAACUACAAUUUUUCACCCCCACCCCCGCCAAGUUGCGAAACUGCGUGCGACGGAAUGAAUUCACCUAAGUGGUGUGACGAGGAAAUUUUCGAAGAGCUAACACGUUUCGAUAGCAAUAGUCAGCUCACGUCGGAACAAUCCGGAGAUCAGCCCAAGAAACCUCACUACCAACGAAAGGUCCGUCCAAUGUCCACGGAUCGUAGCAAACGUAGCACAUCCAGCAUGUCCUCGAAAGUCACUCCCGGAAACCCACGGUUACUGAAGGCAACGAUGAAGCCGGCCCGGUGUCUUUCGACAAGCGAUCUAUCCACCUACAAGGGAAGCAUGAUUGGCGAGGCCAACCACGAUAUGCAGAACAUCUGCAACCGGUUGCACUCUUCCAAGAUUACCGAAAUGCUGGACCAGAAAGGCACUCAACUCACGGAUCACGAUCGAAGAAUCCUUCACUGCAUGGUCCUCAAACGGAUCAAAGAAAUUGAACGUCUCGAAGAAUCGGUUGUAGCCAAGCAGUGCUGGGAGCAGGAGAAGCACUACAGGAAGUCUCUGCUGGACCAACAGGAACGCAACUACAAAAAAGCUAUCAAACAGAAACGGAGCAUCGAAGAGAUAGAAAAAAGUCAACGGAAGCAACGACUUGCCCGCUUAGAACAACAACAGAUAGAGAGAAUUCAAAAUGAAAUCUGCCAAAAGGACAUCCGGUCGACCAAUCUGCUGAAAACCCUCGAGAUCAAGAAGGGCAUCAAGGAGUGUGAGAAAAAAAAUCGAGAACUCAAACGCAUCGAAGAUGCCACCGUUAACCAAGAGGAGAAAAUCCUUGACAAAGAUAUCUGGCGCCAAUCCCUGGCCGACCACAUGGAGGAACGCGUGCAGCGAGCAGAAGAAAUACGCCAUCGGGUGCUCACGGUUUAUCGGCAGCGGGUUCGGAUUGACAACCAGCUGGAACGAAACAUGCACGCCCAGAACCUCAAGCAAACGCUGGAACAAGAACGCUUCAAGCUAAUCCAGCUGCAGGAAAGAAUCCUGGCUCGGGAGAGCCGUUUCCAGAAGUUCAAGGACAGCAAGAAACGGAUCUUCGAUCAGCUGAAGAACCGCGCCAAAGCUACGGCUGCCCUACGGGAUAUGGUUAAACUGUCCAUUAGUCCGGAUGCCUGUGCGAAAGUCAUCGUGCCCAAUCAGCACCGGAUGGUGAACGUUGUCCACGUAAAAUAAAAACACCUUCAUUAGAUAAGUCCAAUACAAAAAUAUAAAUGUGUAGAUUAACA